AUUACAAUCAUACUAACGAUGUUGUGUUUUGUUAAUAACACAAGGAUCUUUAAAUUACUUCAAGUUUUCAUACAAAGGUCUCUGUUUUAAUAACUCCAAAUGCUAAACAAUUUGGUUCUUUCAUUAUCAGACAAGAAAUUAAUAUUCUCGAAAAUGAGUUGGUUAAUUAUUACGACUCAUUCAUGGAACAGGUUAACUAAUAGAGCCAGUCCGAACCCGAUGCAUAUAUAUAUUUGAUCUAUAUUUUUAAUAAUAUUUUUUAUAUCUAAAUGAAACAUUUUACCAAAUUUUGUGUUUUUGAAAUAGUGUAAAAGACACGACUUGAAAAAUUCAAAUAUUAAUCAAACAACGCAAUUUGUACAUGAGGUAGGUAUUUUCUUUGAAAAUGUACAUUGUUUCCGUAUAUUAGGUGUCCCGGAAACUAAGGGCGCCUGCAGCAAGUCCAAGUUGUGACAAGCUCUUUGGGGGAAUAUAUAUAACAUUUUAAAUGGUUUUGAUGGUAGUAUAACUUUGACAGGUGGCUUAAAAAAAUCAAGAAUGAUGACAUCAUGAUUAUACGGCGUAGUCGGCAUUAACUUUACAAAAACCGCCAAUUUCCUUGGACGUGUAAAACCGUUUUCUCUUUCGAUUUUGAAUACAAAUACUAAUGUACGUCUUAAAUAAAAUAUAAUACAAUGGCAUCAGACGAUCGUUUUUCAAUGACAACUGAGAAGUACUUAGCAAGGCAUCAAGUUCUUGUUUAUAUGGAGGAUGCAGUUGCCCAAUUGUUAGAACACAGGGAGGAAAACUCCAAAAUCAACCCCAUUAAAUUCUUAUGUGAAUAUUUCAAUAGUGUCAGAGAUGGAAACCACACAAUGUUCAGAGAAUACAGUUACAUCCAUGCAACACCACACAACAGAGCAUCAUUUGUUCGCCUUUUCUGGAAAUGCUACCGACAAAUAGGAAAGAAAGGAGAUUUAUUAAGUAUACAGGAGUACCAUUCUCUGCUGUCCCUCCUCUGUUCAGACUUUCCUUUUGAACCAGUUCAAAAAACAGCUAAAAUAAUUCUACUAGAUGAUGCUUUGGACUGCUUGAUCUCGUUUUCUGAUUUUAUCUACGCCUUCCAAGUGCAGUUUUAUUUUGAAGAAUUCAUUGAGAAGAGUCAUGAGAUGUACCAGUCCCUGCACCAGACCCAGAGGAGCCCCAGGGACCCUGUGGUGGUCCCCUCAGGCAGUGAUGACACAAAGGUCCACCAGAACAGUCACCACCCUGGGGACGGGGUGGACGCCACCCAGUACUUCCGUGCAAUAUACCCUCUCUGUGAUAGGUCUAACUUCAGCACUCCUCCUGUGAAUGUCCUGAAAGAAAUCUUGUUUAACAUCCCAAGAGUAUCAUUCUAUGGCUUCCUAAUGGCUAUAGCAAAAAGUGAACGAAUUAAUGAACACAUAGGUCGACUGCCAUCCAAGGCGGAGUUACUGGAAGGAGCGGAUGCUGAUUUGACAGUACAAGAGGCGGCCAUUCAAAAUCAUGUCAGCCCCACAGUAAGAUUAAGUAACAGUACCACAGCUAGCAGCAAGUCCAAGGGUCACCCCAUUUCUGCCACCACCCCCUCAGAUGCCCCUCAGAAUGUGUACCCCACUCAGAGACCCCCCUCAGCCAAUCAACGAAAAACCCCACCGUCACGCACUGGGGCAGUGAACCACUCGAUGAAGAUUAAAAGGGGGACUGUGAAAAAAGACAGUACAGAUGAGAGUAGUUCUGACGACACGGACGAUUCCUCAGACACUAAUUAAGCCCAUCACGGAGCUUAAAACUUUAUUUAUUGUUAUCACAUUAUAUAACGGAAUACUUCCCUUGCAUUGUUGAUUUUAGUGCCACUACAUCCAUUUUUACAUGAUGUUUUGUGAACACACUAAAAAUUGCAUGCAAGUCAAGUUUUUCAUGCAUGUUUAUGUUUGUACAUCCAUGUACAAGUAAAUUAUACAGUUUUCUUCCAAAGUACUGUGGUUUAAAAACCAAGCAAUAUACUUUAUCCACAGCAGAAUUAAUUGGAUUUGUUAGCAUAUUUGCGUUUGUGAAAAUCUGAAUUGAGAUUGUUAUGUUCUGGUUUUCUGUGCAUUAAUUAAAACCAUAUUAUACCAGUAA
Magallana angulata is the source of this 2124-nucleotide messenger RNA. RefSeq names its product centriolar satellite-associated tubulin polyglutamylase complex regulator 1-like. The transcript has 10 exons. The record is from RefSeq and is a predicted model, not a curated record. NCBI's taxonomy places the organism in Eukaryota, Metazoa, Mollusca, Bivalvia, Ostreida, Ostreidae. Bases 675 to 1772 code for a protein of 365 amino acids.